Mycetomoellerius zeteki is the source of this 511-nucleotide messenger RNA. RefSeq lists its product as uncharacterized. The record is from RefSeq and is a predicted model, not a curated record. NCBI's taxonomy places the organism in Eukaryota, Metazoa, Arthropoda, Insecta, Hymenoptera, Formicidae. The transcript has a single exon. The annotation marks the transcript as partial.
ACUAGAACGAAGCAAAUACAACUUAUUUCGUUAAAAUUCAUAAUUUGUAUUUCUCAAAUAAUAUGUGCAAUUAUUUUUCAGAUUCUUGGACUGAUUCGGCAACUGUAUUUAUGCUAGACAAAUAUAAGUUAUACCUUUCUCAAAUAGGCCCAAUGAAAAAAUUUAAAUCGAAGAAGACAAUGUGGGCAGAGAUUUCAAAAAAAUUGCAACAAAAUUGUAAUGUUUUAAAAACACCACUACAGGUUGAAAAUCGUUAUAAAACGGUUUUGAAACGAAAAAAGAAAGCUGUGGAAAAUAACCACAAAUCAGGUAAUUCGCGAGAAGAAGUCCCAUUUGAAGAAGAGUUAACAGAAAUUAGCCAAGCUGAUGAUAGUAUUGAGCCAGAAGUACUUCGAAGUGCAAAAUCUGUGAAAUACCUAAAAAAGCCUUUAGUCGAAAUCAUUUCAUCAGAUCAGGAUUCAAAUACUAUUGACGUAAGGAAAAACAUCAAAGAUUCUCCUCCAAAGAAAAA